Messenger RNA from Hymenoscyphus albidus, 1160 nucleotides. The record is from the annotation of a GenBank genome assembly. NCBI's taxonomy places the organism in Eukaryota, Fungi, Ascomycota, Leotiomycetes, Helotiales, Helotiaceae.
AUGGCCCAGUCAACGGCCGUCUUCCAACUUCAGCAUGCUCUGGUAUUUGAUCUGGGUCUCAACAAGCCGGUCAGAGAAGGCGAUCCCUCGGAUAUGCUCCCGAAUCCUUCGGGAUUUUUGCCCAAAAAUAGUGUUACAGAAGCGAAGAGAACUUCUGAAGAACGUCGAACUCUACUCUGUGCCUUCUGCUCCACAUCAGUGUACGUUUCACCCAUCGUAUGGUGGCAUGGAAAUUGAUAAGUUACAUUAGAACGUCGCUAUUCGUACGCAAGAUCGAGAAUUUGCACCACACUCCUUAUCUCGAGUAUUGUUGUAAGAUUUUGGAGGAUGCGAGCGAGUUUCCUUCGGAUUUGAUUUUGGUUGCCGCGACUAGAUUGCAAUGUAUGAGCGAAUCAAUCCAGCGAAGUCUGCUAGUGAAAAAUGAGGGUCCUAUAAUUCCAAGUUGUAUGAGAGCAGAGUUAGUAAGCUAUUGGCAAAGUUUAUCGGAUGAACUCCGUUCUAAUGGUGCGUAUUUUGAAACAAAUGCAAGAUCGAGCUGGCUUAUUGACAUACUUUGCUUACCAGAAUUUCUACUCACGACUUACUACUCGGUCGAAGUAUUCCUUUACGAACCAAUCAUCCAAUCGAAUCCACCCUCGUUUGUAUUCGGCAAUGGCAACGCCCAGCGCUUAGAAAUGUUAAGCACUUGCCUUCUCGCAGUUCAAAAGCUGCUUGAUUUGUCAAUUGCACAGAAAGUUAGCAAAUUCGCAGCAUUAUCCGGCCCCCAGCUUUCGUUCAUAGGACUGGGACUUUCGACUCUUUUCAAACUAUCCGUGGUUGAACAGCCAGGUUGGGAUCUAGCACAAGUUCGGCAAAGCGUCAAGAUAUUCGACUAUUUUGAUCACUUGAUUAAGCAGUUCGAGGCAGUAAGUGUUACAGCUGACCAACUGCACCCCGAACCGUGUAAAUUAUCUUUUUCAGAAGGAUGCGGUCGAGCUCUGAAGAGGACCAAGGGCAUUUAUGGGACGAAAAUGGGGGUGGUUUCGGGCGCGAACCUUGUGCCAGAACACGAGAUUUCCGGAAUCGACGGCGGACUGCUUUCUAUGGAAUUUGACUGGAUCGACGAUGCCUAUUGGCAGGACAUGAUGGGAAGUAUGAUGGGAGAUGUAUUUUUGCCAUGA